Molecule: messenger RNA, 1095 nt
Organism: Amaranthus tricolor (Joseph's coat)
Lineage: Eukaryota; Viridiplantae; Streptophyta; Magnoliopsida; Caryophyllales; Amaranthaceae
Product: extensin-2-like
Exons: 3
Coding region: 1-1095 (364 amino acids)
Source: RefSeq, a predicted model, not a curated record
AUGGGUGGAAAUCGGAUCGUUGGGUCUAUUCAUAGAGUAAAAAUAAGGCCGCAUCACAUCGCAUCGGCCGCGCUGCAAAGGCAAUAUGAUAACCGCAUCACUCCCAUUUCCAUAUCAGUGUUCCGUUACCGUGAUCGCGACUGUUACUCAUUGCUUCCACUACUCACAAAUGUAGUGGCCAACUCCUACGUGUACUCGCCGUACUACUCGUCUUCAUCGUACGACUAUAAAUCUCCUUCUCCAUAUUACUCACCCCCGUUAUACGAUAAAUCUCCAUCAUACAGUUAUAAAUCUCCUUCUCCAUACUACUCACCCCCAUUAUAUGACUACAAAUCCCCUACUCCAUACUACUCACCUCUAUCAUACGAUAAGUCUCCAUCAUACAGCUACAAAUCUCCUUCUCCAUACUACUCACCCCCAUCAUAUGAUUACAAAUCCCCAUCUCUAUACUAUUCGCCUCCAUCAUACACUAAAUCUCCAUCGUACAGCUACAAAUCUCCUCUUUACUACUCACCUCCAUCAUACGACUAUAAAUCUCCAUCUCCAUACUACUCACCUCCAUCAUACGACUAUAAAUCUCCAUCAUACAGCUAUAAAUCUCCUUCUCCAUACUACUCACCUCCAUCAUACGACUAUAAAUCUCCAUCAUACAGCUAUAAAUCUCCAUCUCCAUACUACUCACCUCCAUCAUACGACUAUAAAUCUCCAUCAUACAGCUAUAAAUCUCCUUCUCCAUACUACUCACCUCCAUCAUACGACUAUAAAUCUCCAUCAUACAGCUAUAAAUCUCCAUCUCCAUACUACUCACCUCCAUCAUACGACUAUAAAUCUCCAUCAUACAGCUAUAAAUCUCCUUCUCCAUACUACUCACCCCCAUCAUAUGACUAUAAAUCUCCAUCUCCAUACUAUAAGUCUCCUUCAUAUGACUACAAAUCUCCAUCAUAUGACUAUAAGUCUCCAUUUCCAUACUACUCGCCUUCAUCAUAUUCUUACAACUACAAAUCUCCAUUACCAUACUACUCACCUCCAUCCGACUAUAAAUCCCCAUCUCCAUACUACUCACCUCCGUACUCCUACAAGUCUCCACCAUACUAA